CAACUGGACAAGGCAGCGGAUGCCGCUCACACCUUCUUCUUGGCAAACCCGGAGCACAUGGAGGUGCAGCAGGACCUGGAGAACUACAAAACCAUGGCAGGGAAGGUCGAUCUGGUUGACCGAGAAGCACGACAACACCUGGAGGAUUACCUUGCCGGAGUGAGGCAUUACGACCAGGAGGAAUACCCCUUGGCCAUCCAUUUCCUGGAGCGGGCGCUGGAGGGGUACAGCACCGCCGACGUGGAGUGCCGGGUCUUGUGCGAAGGCCCCCAGCGGUUCGAGGGAUACGAAUACCUGGACUAUAAAGUCACCCUCUACGAAGCAAUUGCAGAUCACUACAUGCAAGUCCUGGCGUGCCAACAUGAGUGUGUGCGGGAACUGGCCACGCGGCCCGGGCGUCUCUCUCCCAUCGACAACUACCUCCCCCUCCAUUACGACUUCCUGCAGUUUGCCUAUUACAGAGUUGGUGAUUACAUGCAAGCCCUGGAGUGUGCCAGGUCGUACCUCCUCUUCCAUCCAGAUGAUGAAGACGUCUUAGACAAUGAGAGCUACUACGGAAGCCUCUUGGAAGGGCUGGUGGAUCUCUCAAGCAUCAAGCCCAGAGAGUACGCUGUGAUGUUCCUGAGGCGACAUAAGCUGGAAGCGCACCUGUUGCAGACAGCAGCGGCUGGCUUGGGAUUCUCCUAUACCGAGCCGAGCUAUUGGAGCAUCUCUGGCUCUCGGCAGGAUGAACACAGGAUACCUUCCGGUGCCCACGGCGACCAAGCGGACGGCACGGGGCAGCACCAAGGGAAGAAGAGCAUGUGCAAAGGGGACCGGGAGCUGAGAGAAGGGGGUCCCCUCCUGUACAGCGAUGUGACAUUUGUCUAUAACUCUGAGCAGCUGAAUGGAACCCAGCGGGUGCUGCUGGACAACGUGAUCUCGGAGAAGGAAUGCCAGGAGUUGCAACGGAUUGCCAGUGGCAUCAUACUGGCUGGCGACGGGUACAGAGGGAAGACCUCGCCUCACACCCCCAACGAGCGCUUCGAAGGGGCCACCGUUCUCAAGGCUCUCAAGUUUGGAUACGAGGGGCGUGUCCCUCUGAAGAGCGCCCGCCUCUUCUAUGAUGUCAGCGAGAAAGCCCGCAAGAUCGUGGAGUCCUACUUUAUGCUUAAUUCCACCCUCUACUUCUCCUACACGCAUCUGGUGUGUCGAACUGCCCUACCAGGCCAGCAGGGCAAACGGAAUGACCUCAGCCACCCCAUCCACGCGGACAACUGCCUCCUGGACCCCGAAGCCAAUGAGUGUUGGAAGGAGCCCCCCGCGUACACCUUCCGCGACUACAGUGCUCUUCUCUACAUGAACGGCGAUUUUGAAGGGGGAGAAUUCAUCUUUACAGAAAUGGAUGCCAAGACUGUGACGGCCUCCAUCAAGCCAAAGUGCGGACGGAUGAUCAGUUUCUCAUCAGGCGGGGAGAACCCUCAUGGCGUGAAGGCCGUCACCAAGGGUCAGCGGUGCGCCGUCGCUCUGUGGUUCACCCUAAAUCCACUCUACCGGGAACUGGAGCGGAUCCAAGCCGACGAGGUCAUCGCGGCGUUAAACCAGGAGUCUCUCGGCCCCAGCGAACAGGGCAUCAACCCCAAAGACGAGCUAUGAGCCAGGACCACGGA
Molecule: messenger RNA, 1649 nt
Organism: Gekko japonicus
Lineage: Eukaryota; Metazoa; Chordata; Lepidosauria; Squamata; Gekkonidae
Gene: P3H2
Product: prolyl 3-hydroxylase 2
Exons: 14
Coding region: 58-1635 (525 amino acids)
Biological process (GO): collagen metabolic process
Cellular component (GO): endoplasmic reticulum
Molecular function (GO): procollagen-proline 3-dioxygenase activity; L-ascorbic acid binding; iron ion binding
Source: RefSeq, a predicted model, not a curated record